Coccidioides immitis RS is the source of this 3048-nucleotide messenger RNA. RefSeq names its product woronin body major protein. The transcript has 3 exons. The record is from RefSeq and is a predicted model, not a curated record. Gene Ontology annotation, biological process: positive regulation of translational elongation. Lineage: Eukaryota; Fungi; Ascomycota; Eurotiomycetes; Onygenales; Onygenaceae. Gene Ontology annotation, molecular function: RNA binding; ribosome binding; translation elongation factor activity. The coding region runs from base 1292 to 2716 and encodes 474 amino acids.
GACAUCACGAUGACUGAUCUGAUUGCAUGCUGAGUUUAGGUUAGAAGUUGAUCUGUACUCCGUACUCUGUACUACUUAGUAAACUUCCAACAGCACCAUGGAAUCCAAACGCUGGGCAUAUCAGACCGCUCUCUCUCAGUCUAUACUGGCUGACGAAGGGAGAAGUGACCCUCUACAAUAACAAACCACCGCGAGAUGCAUAGUGUAUUGAGUAUACAGUUACCUGUUAAUAAUUGGCUGUAGGACUUCUGCAGUGAAGCCCUAUGGAUUAUUGCCAACGCAUGAAGCGUUCGCAGGAAUUGAGUUCCGUCAAGUUACCCAGCACCAGGGUGCUCUCGAUCUAAGCAGAGUGAGCUUAUUUUGAUCCCAGCAGUUCGUCAAUGCCAGAUUCCUUGGAAGAAGCCCAGGAUGACCGUCACAUAUGACGGCAAGGAAGCAGUUCCGAACACGGAUGCCUAGGUUCUCCAGAGCGAUUGCCGGUUGAGACAGAAACGGGUUGACCACCGUUUGGAAAAUGGAGCAGGUGGGGGAAUUCAUAAAGAGAGAGAGCGAGUGUUUCUGGAGAUCCGCUCUCAAGGUGGGGUUUCGUGUCUUGUUUUUGCAGAAGAGUUCGACACGGUUGACACGGCAACGCAGGUUGACGGCGGUCUCAGAUGGCGAGAGCAAUGUCAAAGGCUCUUUCUUUCCCGAGGUUAUUAAUUGACAAGGAAUCUGACUUUGAGACAUGGGGAAACACGCUGGCUGGCUGAGGUUCCAUGGUGCUUGCUCGUGUUUCCGCCGCGCACCCCCCCUCGCCACAGUACUAUGAAUGGACGUCCAUAUGUGAAGUCACUCACGACUCCGAGCUUCGUACGGACAAAAUAGCCAGAAAUAGAGGAGCCUGGCCUCCUGUGAUGCUCACCUCUCAGAGAUUCCCAACAAAGUGAUUGGGAAUGGCUUGCGUGCUCGGAUCGCCUGUGGUGGGAGAAAUCGCCUGGGUUGCGACGAAGCCAGCCCAAUUAGCGGAGUCCACGGAGGCUACUCAGGGCCCCACCAGGCACCAAACUUGAUUUCUGGCAAAUAUCAGCGGUUGAACGGCGACACAGCACGGCGGGAGGAGAAGACGGGGAAUUGAGAGGCCAGAACGACAUGCGCAGGAAGAAGCAGCCAGCACGAGGGAAAUUGACAGGUGGACUGCGGGUGUCAUUUCACCACGGGAAGAGAGAAAUUCCAGCGAGAAACUCUCCAGCUGAACGGCGGCUGCAGCGAGGAUCAUGUGAAAAACGGCGCUAGGAGGCGAUUGGCCGGCUGCAUGGGGCUGGAAUCCGUAGGGCUUAGCCUGAAGCGGUCUAGCGUUGUUUACCGAGCUGUCGCAAAAGGGAAAAGCAUCAACAAAGCGGCUGUUGACAGACCGGGGGGGUUCAGCGGUGGCAGGCAUUCGAGAAAGGACGCCCAAAGGACAGUCAAUCUGGACUUUGACGCCCGCGUCCCCAUCCCCUUCAGUGUCUUCCCGUCCUCGUACCGGAGUGACGCUGUCUCUGAGACUACUCACACGAGAGUAGAGGGAGAGGUCAAGUUAGCAGGCACCGCUUCGCACGUCGGACGGGAAGAUACUCGAUACGAAGGCCCGCUCCGUGACCCCCGAGCUUACGCCAGAGAAGAGGUCGACACCCGCCACGUCGAGUCGUCCGAGUAUCGUCCUGUUCGCACCCACACCCGUGACGACUUUCAAGUCUACGAGGAGAGACCUGCCCCCCCGGAUAGAUAUCCUGAAGUAGAACUUGCUCGUGAAAGAUACUACGGCACCAGCAGUAGCAGCAACACCCACGAGAGAAAAGGCUUUCAAGCUCAACUCGACGUAACUGAACAAGAAUAUCGUCGACGCACCGACCCAAACUACGCUGUCCAGUACGAAACUGUCCGCCCAUACUCGAACCAGACUCGUGAUAUUGACGUGUCUUACGACCGCGUGAACGAAUCAGUCGAGACAUACAAGCCUCGCACUCAGGUUCGUGAAAUCGAAUACGACACCAGCUCCAGCCGGUACGACACACACAUCGAAGUAAACACCGACCGCCGCCCCGUUUACGACGCACCAAAGCCAAAGAUGGGUUACUACGACGACGACGGCCAAUACCACUCUUUCCGUCGCGGUGUUGAGCGCGCUGCCGACCGCAUCCUCCAUCCCUUCCAUCACAAGGAUGAAGUUGCUGAUGAGCGUGGUCCAUCCCGGGUCCGUGAAGGCGUUCGUGAGUCUGUCAGAGUUGUCCAGCCCCGUGGCGGCCGCCCAUCAGACACGAUCACUAUUCCCUGCCACUUCAUCCGCAUCGGCGACCUCUUGAUCCUUCAGGGCCGCCCAUGCCAGGUGAUCCGCGUCUCUGUCUCCUCCCAGACCGGUCAGCAUCGUUAUCUCGGUGUCGAUCUGUUCACCGGCCAGCUCCACGAGGAGUCGAGCUUCAUUUCCAACCCAUCUCCAUCUGUCGUUGUCCAGAGCAUGCUCGGCCCCGUCUACAAGACCUACCGCAUCCUUGAUCUCCGUGAUGACGGCCGCAUCACCGCAAUGACGGAGACUGGCGACAUCAAGCAGGGCAUCCGCGUCAUUGACCAGGGUGGCCUCUGGAACCGCAUCAGCGACGCCUUCUCUGAUGGCAGAGGUAGCGUUCGUGCUCUCGUCAUCAAUGAUGGUGGUCGUGAGCUUGUCGUUGACUACAAGGUUAUCCAUGGAUCCCGCCUUUAAACCAGCUGUACAAUGGUAAGGUUAUCCCCACAUCUCAACCAUGGAUUUCACUUUACUAAUCUCGAUCACCAGUUACGAUUUUUGCGAAUUUUCUUUUGAUGACAGGAUAAAAAAUGGCCGCUAUUUUCUGGUGCAGAGGGGCUUAAUGGGUCAAUAAUGGAGAAUUUGCCUUUUCCUUUGGAGGACGACGUUUUGUAAUUUCCUCUUCUCCUUAUGUUGCCUUUGCCGCCGGUGAAAUGCAAGGAUAUGAGUGACGGAUCAAAUUGGUAGCUUUUUGGUUUUAAUUAUGUACUCUCAAGAUGACUGAUGGAAUCAAAUGACGUUGACUUGUA